This is a messenger RNA of Malus domestica (apple), 2299 nucleotides long. The record is from RefSeq and is a predicted model, not a curated record. Lineage: Eukaryota; Viridiplantae; Streptophyta; Magnoliopsida; Rosales; Rosaceae.
AUCCUCAUCCCAAAAACUAAACCGAAAAUGCGUCAGGUCCUCGCUGUAAUCUGGAAUUACAAUUCUACCCCCACCUUCCCCCGCGCUCUCUCUCUCUCUCCAAUUUCUGGGUUCUUCGUUUCUUAAAUUUCCGUACGAUUUUCCUCUGUUUUUCGUACUCUUUUUUCCCGUUCAUCCGUCCAAUUUUCGAAUUAGGGUUUGAACGAUUCACACAGAAUCUAGAGAGAGAUGGGUAGCCCAAAGAAGGAUCAGAACAAGGGCUUCUUCGCAGCCAUGAGUUCUGGCCUCUCCAUGUUCGGCAACGCCAUGCACCGAUCCGUCGUCGGGUUGCUUGGUUACGAAGGGGUGGAAGUCAUAAAUCCAGAGGGAGGCAAAGAAGAUGCAGAGGAGGAAGCUCAAAGAGGAAGAUGGAAGCAGGAGGAACGAGACAGUUACUGGAGGAUGAUGCAGAAGUAUAUAGGUUCAGAUAUUACAUCAAUGGUGACUCUUCCUGUACUUAUUUUUGAGCCAAUGACAAUGCUGCAGAAAAUGGCUGAGUUAAUGGAGUAUUCACACUUGCUAGAUCGCGCCGAUGAAUAUGAGGAUCCUUAUAUGCAGUUGGUGUUUGCCACAUCAUGGGCGAUAUCGGUCUACUAUGCCUACCAGCGGACUUGGAAGCCAUUCAAUCCUAUCCUUGGGGAGACUUAUGAAAUGGUUAAUCACUCAGGGGUUACAUUUGUUGCAGAGCAGGUGAGUCAUCAUCCACCAAUGAGUGCUGGGCAUGCAGAAAAUGAUCAUUUCACUUAUGAUGUGACAUCAAAACUGAAGACUAAAUUUUUAGGGAACUCUGUUGAUGUUUACCCUGUUGGAAGAACACGUGUGACUCUUAAAAGAAAUGGUGUAGUCUUAGAUUUAGUGCCACCUCCCACGAAGGUAAACAACUUGAUAUUUGGCCGGACGUGGGUUGAUUCACCAGGGGAGAUGAUUAUGACCAAUCUGACGACUGGGGACAAAGUUGUGCUAUAUUUUCAGCCAUGUGGCUGGUUUGGAGCUGGCCGCUAUGAAGUGGAUGGAUAUGUUUAUAAUGCUGCUGAGGAACCUCAGAUACUGAUGACUGGGAAAUGGAAUGAGUCAAUGAGUUAUCAACCAUGUGAUUUGGAAGGGGAACCCCUUCCAGGCACAGAAUUGAAAGAGGUUUGGCAUGUUGCUGAUGUUCCAAAGGACGACAAAUUUCAGUACACAUAUUUUGCACAUAAACUAAAUAGCUUUGACACCGCUCCUAAAAAGUUGUUGGCAUCAGACUCUCGUUUGCGGCCUGAUAGAUACGCACUUGAGAAGGGUGAUCUAUCCAAAUCUGGUGCAGAAAAAAGCAGAUUGGAGGAGAGGCAGAGAGCUGAAAAGAGAGAACGAGAAGCUAAGCAUGAUCAGUUUACACCAAAAUGGUUUGACUUGACUGAGGAAGUUACACCUACACCUUGGGGUGACUUGGAAGUCUAUCAAUAUAACAAUAAAUACACUGAACACCGAGCCGCAAUUGAUAGCUCUGACUCGAUUGAUGCAGUUGAUGUUACAUCAAUUGAAUUCAACCCAUGGCAGUAUGGUAACCUGUCUGCCGAAUGAGGUAUACCCACCUUCGUGUUAGCUUAUUGGAUUUUGCUGCUAGUUCUGGAACUUUUUCGCUUGUAGAAGCAGUCUGUCUUCUGUUGGCAUGUGUACAUUGUUGUAUCCCGUUCCAUAAUUCUUUUCCGGUUGAUCCUUGCUCUUCUUUGUUCCUUCCCCCUCUCCCCAAUUUUUUUCCUGUUUGUUACCAAGAUCUUGUAGUCUACAAAAGAGAGAAGCAAAGACAUGGAAAAGGUUACAUGGGUCUCUGGUAAAUGUUAUGAUAUCGCGGUGAUGCAUUGCCAGGUCUUCUGACGUGCGGUAGAAACAGCUAUGUGCACGGAGCAACAUCACUGCUCUGAGCCUCGAGAAAGAGUUGGUGUCAUGUCUUCUUACUGGGUGGUGGUUUCACCCUUCCCUUCUAGACAUGGACCAUGUUUCUUCUUCUUUCUUCAUUGAUGUAUAUCGCUUUACGGACACCCGAGUUGGGAUAAGAAAUACACUAGUUUACUGUACAAAAAUAUGAAUAUUUUUUUUUCCCUUUUGGUUUUGUUUCCCCUUCUCUUAGUUCUCUAUAUGCUCUUCUAAGGGGGUGAUGUAUGGUUACUUAAAAUUUGAAACCUUCGUUUUCAUGUUUUGUGAAAUAUGGAUCAUAGUGAAUAGAACAAAGGAAAAUAAUCCUUCAAUUUAGGACCAAUAUAAUCGAAUUCAUUUUGGUUGU